AUGACAGGGAAUAAACUUUCUUCAAGUUUAGAUGAAAAGCGUGGUGUUUAUGUUAUUUAUUCAGAGACAUUUUGUAACAUUCAUAUUGUGGCGUUGUCUGGUGUACGAAUUAGAUGCCCACUUGCUAACUUGGAUGAAAUUACUCCUCAAAUCUCUGAUUCUUCCAAUGGUCAUCUCCCAGAAUUAUCUAAUUCAGAUAGGUCUGAUCGACAUUUUCUUCUUGCAUGUCCUACUGGACGCUCUGGAGAUUGUAGUUCAACACAGUUAUGGGUUCAAGUACAGCAUGCAGUCCUUAUUAUUCUGAAGACCAAUCAAUAUCAAAUAUUGUUUCUUCUUUGGGAAUGGCCGUUGUCAAUCCUCCACUACGCUAUAGUUGGCAUUUGA
Schistosoma rodhaini is the source of this 384-nucleotide messenger RNA. The record is from the annotation of a GenBank genome assembly. Lineage: Eukaryota; Metazoa; Platyhelminthes; Trematoda; Strigeidida; Schistosomatidae.